Hemisphaericaspora subhashii is the source of this 888-nucleotide messenger RNA. RefSeq names its product Ypt7p (gene YPT7). Gene Ontology annotation, molecular function: GTP binding; GTPase activity. The record is from RefSeq and is a predicted model, not a curated record. Gene Ontology annotation, biological process: regulation of vacuole fusion, non-autophagic. Gene Ontology annotation, cellular component: vacuole; fungal-type vacuole membrane; phagocytic vesicle. The coding region runs from base 1 to 888 and encodes 295 amino acids. Lineage: Eukaryota; Fungi; Ascomycota; Pichiomycetes; Serinales; Debaryomycetaceae. The transcript has a single exon.
AUGUCAAAAAAACUUAAUCAUAAUAAUAAUAAAUCACGAACACCAAAUAAUAUACAACAUUCCCAAAAACAACCAAGCAUUAAUAUAAUACAGAAGGAACAACGGACAGGUACCGUUAAACAAACAACACCCAUACCAACAUUAAAGGUCGUUCUUUUAGGUGAUCUGGGUGUUGGUAAAACAUGUCUUAGAUCACAAUUUGUUCAUCAUAUCUUUUCAAAUGCAUAUAAAGCGACAAUUGGUGGAGAUUAUCUAACAACAACAAUACUACUACCCAAUCAAGACACCUCAGCAUCGUCUUCCAGUACUACCAUAACAACCCAACAAGAUUCUUCACAUGAAAAUCUCUUAAAAACAACUCAACGAUCAACUACUAAUAAAUCAACAACAACAAAAAUAAAUCUACAAAUUUGGGAUACUGCCGGACAAGAAAGAUUUAAUUCAAUUUCUCAAGCAUUUUAUCGAGGAACAGAUGUAUGUGUCUUAGUAUAUGAUAUCACCAAUUAUGAAUCAGUAUUAAGUAUACGAGAUUGGUUUUCAAGAUUUAUUCAACAUUGUCAUGUCGAUUUCCCCGGGGUGGUAAUUGUUGGGAAUAAGAUGGAUAAAAUUAAUGAAAGAUGUGUAGAUUUGGAAGAAAUUAAAGAUAUCGUAACUUCAAAUACUACAGUAGCUAAUGUUGGUGAUUAUAUUGAAGAUUGGGAUCUGGCAUUAUUAGAAGUUAGUGCUAAACGAUUAGAUCUUGUUGAAAAGUUAUUUUCGACAGUGGGUAAAAUUGGAAUGGAAUUAAUACUGGGAGAAAGAAGUAAGAAAUUACACGAUUUUAGUAUUGAUCUACGAGAGACUCAUCAACACUUAGAAGAGUCUAGGUCAGGUGGAUGUGCAUGUUGA